Messenger RNA from Ceratina calcarata, 1583 nucleotides. RefSeq names its product venom acid phosphatase Acph-1-like. Gene Ontology annotation, molecular function: phosphatase activity. The transcript has 5 exons. The coding region runs from base 12 to 1025 and encodes 337 amino acids. NCBI's taxonomy places the organism in Eukaryota, Metazoa, Arthropoda, Insecta, Hymenoptera, Apidae. The record is from RefSeq and is a predicted model, not a curated record. Gene Ontology annotation, biological process: dephosphorylation.
CACCACUGAGAAUGGAAUUGUUCCCCAAUGCCCCUCGAGAUCCACUCUACUACGAACUCGGCUACGGACAGCUAACAGAGGUGGGGAAGAACAGGGCGCUACAACUAGGAACACUGUUGAAUACGCGAUACCAUGGGCUACUUUUGAACGACGCGCGGAGUAAUGGCGAGGUCUACGCCUACAGUACUGAUUAUGACAGGACUAAAAUGAGCCUGCAAUUAGUUUUGAAAGGAUUAUAUCCAACCUCGAGCAAGAGUUCAGUAGUGCCGUUGCAUUACGAACCCAGAAUUGUAGACAGUGUGCUGCAAGGCUUCCGCUGCUCAAAGUACAAAGACGAAGAAAGGAAAGUGAAGAAAUCAAAAGCGUAUCAAACUUUGAUGACGCAAAACAGCGAACUGUUUAAAUUCAUUAACAGAGAGACAGGGUUGAACACGUCCACGGAGAAUAAUCCACUUUUCGUAACCGCUGGUGUCUACAAUGUUUUCGCAAGCGAGAAGAGUAUGAACAUCUCUCUGCCCACUUGGGCAACCGAAGAAAUUCAACAGAAAAUCGAAACCAUAGUGGCUAUAGAAUACGAACUCGAAUCCUACACACCUACUAUGAAGAGGUUAUUCGGCGGCAAUGUUGUCAAGGAGUUCAUCGAUAACAUGGACCGCAAGAAUGUCAAGAUUGCCGGGAACAACACGAAAAUUUUCUUGUACAGUGGGCAUGAAUUGAACGUCGCUUCUUUCGCCAAAGUUCACGGGUUCACGGAGCCGGCUAUACCUUUAUAUAGUUCCGCCAUAUUUGUGGAAAAGUGGCGGGACGCUGACCAGGAAUACGUCCAGAUGUACCUCUGGACCGGAGUAACCGAGGAAUUAAUUCCAUACAAGAUUCCCUACUGCGGUACCAAGUGUCCCUAUGACACCUACAAAAGCCUGGUACAAGAAUACAUCCCAACGAAAUUGGAGCUCGACUGUCUUUGGAACGACGUAACAAAGAAGAUCUUGCAGAAUUACUACCUUAACACCAACGAAGAGAAAUAACCAUCAUUCAAUUAUCAAAAUAAUGUAAAUGUAAUAAAAAUAAAUUUAAUACAGUAGAAAGAUUCUAAUGAGAUACAUGAAAUAUAAUCUCAAAUAAAUCAAACAUUUAAGUGACAUCGUUACUUACGUUCUGUAACAUGAAUGCCCCAGAACAUUGAUGUGAUAUCGUUACAUUAAUUAUUCAUGAUUAUACAUACAGUACCUUGCGAGAAAAAUAAUAUGGGCUCGAGGGAAUUUAAAUAAACAGAAUUGUACAUACGAUACUAGACUGUACAAACAUUAACAGUUGUGUAUACAUGAAAUCAGAAAAAUAUAAAUAGAAUCAUUGGUCAAAAUCAAUGAUAAAAAAAUUGAUUGCCAGACGUCGUCUACUAAAGCAAUCGACUCAGUCAAUUGAUUUGGAAAUUAACUCUUAACGAGGUUGAUUAUGUAAUCAGUCUUAAUAAGAUUAAGAUAAUCCCUCCCCCACCUCUUCUGGUUGAUAAAAAGAACAAAAAAUCUUUGGAUAUCUCUUCCGAUUUUAUUUUAUCAAACGCGAUUUUAGCAUAGCGAACCUAC